UGUUCUCCCAAUGAAUAGGUGUAAUUAGCCAUUGGAUGAAGUGAUCGCGCAAACCCCCAGAGUACCCAACACUGGCUGGCCGGAAACCAGAAUGUACUUAGAAUCUUUUGUAUUUCAAAUGAUUGAUUGAGGCGUGUCAUUGAAGCAUCAACUCGUCCAGAACUAACACACCAGAGCAUACCAAUGCGUACUAGUGCGCAGGGCCAAUUACGGGACAUGUUUGUUAUACUAGAAGUGUAAUCUCCCAUACUGACACUACAGAGGGAGGCGGACGGUUCUCUUGCUAAACCACAGGGCUAUAACGCAUCAUUACGGACCGGCUAGUAACGCAUAGUGAUUUAAGUGAACCUUGGAUUCCGUAAAUUAUCGAAUUGGCUUGUGUUCAACGCAGAAUAAUUAUGGCCCACGGGGCAGACUACGAGUCUGCUAUUGACUGAGAAGCGAGUAACUCGGGGCCCCUGGGCGAAGAUAACGUUAAAGGAUUGUUCUCCUCUCCGCUUGUUUCAGGCAGUUGGGAUUCAAUGUGUAUGGAUGACUGUCAUGCAAGUUGUUAAGCGACACAUGGACUUAUCGCAAUGACGGCUCUUCGAGCUUGGUGGAUUCUGGGGACUUAUUUAGCGAUCUGUGCGCCUUCCGUUCAACCAGGUCUUUCGCAGCCAAAGUUUACCAAAGCCGUCAAAUCCAGCUACCAAGUCAAGCUUGGCGAAUCCGCGCGCCUUAAAUGCCGGGCCAGCGGUGUACCACCACCCUACUCAUACUGGCUUAAAAACGGGUUGCCUGUGGUGCCGUCUCAUCGGAUAAGGAUAGUGAAGAAUCGUUAUUUAAAGAUCAAAUCCACGGUGCUAGGAGACGCUGGAGAGUAUAUUUGCGUAUUCAACAACACCUAUGGGGAGAUCAAUGCCUCCAUUCAUCUUGACGUAAAAGCAACCCCAGAAGAGAUUUCCACAUCUAACGGGCACUUUCCUCCGAGACCUACAGUUUCCUCCAGCAUAUUAAGAGGAGCCGGUAAUCGGAGUACAGUCAUUUCAGGCUCGCCGACUAAAAAUGGAGAACCACCACGAUUUCUAGACUGGAACAAGAUGAAACGGGCAUUUAUCGCCUGGCCCGCCUCACAUUCCAUGAGACUACGUUGCCAAGCAACAGGAACACCUCCCUUACGGUACCACUGGUUGAAAGAUGGAAAAGAGAUCAAAGGACGCCGCCUGGAUCCGUACAUGAACACGACGUUGUGGUUUUUUAGAUUGAAGGAUCUGGUUCCAACAGACACGGGAAAGUACACAUGUAUUGUGUCUAACGCGUACGGAUCGAUUAAUCACACGUACACACUAAGAGUUAUAGCCAAACCUCGAUCAAGACCAAUCUUGCAAAGAAACCUUCCCCGGAAUACAUCAAUUGAACUCGGUGGCAACGCAACGCUUGAUUGCAUCGUUGUCGUCAGUGGGACAUUACCUGACUUUAGAUGGCUGAAAUGGGACAAAGUACCCAGCACUUACCCCGAACUGGAUCUCAACAACGGUUCAUAUACAUUGAUAGACCCUGUGUACUACAGAACAAUUGAAGCAGGGGAGACAUACGGAGUCCAGCUAACGGUUGUUAAUGUGACGAAGAAGGAUUUAGGGUUGUACACAUGUUACGUCAGUAACCACAUAGGCAAGGACUACGUCAGCGCAUUCCUGAGCGAAAAGAUUAUACCAACAACCACUCGGCCUGUUAUACUAGUGCCAACUAAAAAAUCCAAGCUCAAUGUGAACACGAGCUCUUCAGAGGUAUCCCCGACAGUGGCAGAACUCAGUUCCUCGAGCUUUAACCCGAGCAGCAGAGUGGUUCUCGCAAUGAUGGGUGUAGUUCUGGUUAUCGCAAUCAUCGGUGGGCUCGCUGUUUAUUACUUUUAUCGACGAAAAUUACGAGGACACCGAUCAAAGGGAGAAAAAACAAUUGAGCUGAAGCUUCCUGAAGGUUUAUUACCCGAGACUCUUAUCAAUGAGCCGGAUACACCAACUUCUAUUGACGCCCCGAUUAGAACGUUCCCAUACGCGAAUUCCAGAACUAGAAUAGGCUCUACAGGUUCUGCCAAUUCAAGCACACCUUUGAUAAGAUAUAGAAAUGGUAGUUACAGGUCGAGAUUUUCGUCAGGGGUCUCGUCUCGCCUGGACUCAUCAAGCGUCAUCACAGAAGAUUUCUAUGAGCUCCCAAUAGACGAGGACUGGGAGAUUGACAGAAGUCAGAUUACCAUCAAGGAACAGCUGGGCGAGGGCGCGUUCGGAUUGGUCAUGAAGGCAGAGGCCCUGGGGCUCACAGACAUGCCUUAUAGGCACACUGUUGCUGUCAAGAUGUUAAAGGCUGAUGCCACUGAGAACGAGCUAGCUGACUUACUGUCUGAGAUGGACACCAUGAAGAAUAUAGGCUCUCACAAGAACAUUAUCAACCUUAUUGGAGCCUGCACUCAAAACGGUCCUUUGUAUGUUGUGGUGGAGUUCGCUCCUCAUGGCAACUUGCGUCAGUUUCUAAGGGAAAGGCGGCCCUCUGACUACCACCGCUCUCGCUCUGACUCAUCAACGCACUCGCAACCGUCCCUCAUCGUCAGGGAUUUUAUCUCGUUCGCUUUCCAGAUCGCUCGAGGCAUGGAAUACUUAUCGUUCAAAAAGUGCAUUCAUCGUGAUCUUGCUGCCAGGAACAUUUUAGUAGGAGAAGACUAUGUCAUGAAAAUAGCUGAUUUUGGUCUGGCAAGAAAUGUCAGAGACAUGGAUUACUACAGGAAAGCCACUGAUGGUCGACUUCCUAUUAAGUGGUUAGCUAUUGAGGCCUUGUUUGACCGCGUUUACACGACACAAAGCGAUGUGUGGACAUUUGGAAUCCUGCUGUGGGAGAUAUUUACUCUGGGCGGAUCACCGUAUCCUGGGAUUCCUGUUGAGAAGCUGUUUGAGCUGCUGAAGUCAGGUUACAGAAUGCAGAUGCCUCAAAAGUGUCCAGACAAAAUGUAUGAUAUCAUGUUGAGCUGCUGGAAUGAGAACCCAAACGCCCGCCCCUCGUUUACUGAGUUGCGAGCGGAGUUCGAUAAGAUGCUCACCUCCAUGACAGAUAAGGAGUACUUGGAAAUUCUGGCUAAGUCGGUGGACCACGUAGCUGGCGAAAUGGAGGCCCCGAUAACAGACGAGUCGGACACAAACACAGACACAUUCACAGAGUCGUCGUGCUAGUCGAUGGUCUUUUUACAACCAGAUAUCUUCCUGGACACCUUUCCUGGUCAGCACUUCCUAUCAAGCUAAGUGAUCCCAACAAAAACAUACGAAAACCCUGGUUGGAGACAUGAAUCUGCAGUCCUUGGUGAAAUUGCACUAACGACAAAAGACAUAAAGACAUAAGGGGUAUCAACAUCAAGCGAUAUUAGUGCCUGGAUAUCCACAAUUAUGGGACGACGAGUGGAAGCAAACGGAACAUUUGGACGAUGUUGCAAUGUGGACACUUUUGCAAGCACAAGUUGAAAUGAACCCGCUUUAUCCACAAUGAAAGUACACGGAUGUGACAAUUCAAGCUCCCGGAACACGUACAAAUAUGCGCAUUGUUGUCAUGUUUAACUUGCUAGCAGAGAGUUACCAGAAACGCGGAAAAUGGAAUACGAAUCAUCAGAAAGAUGUGCAAAUAUGAUCUCUAAGCCUCCUAACCGCCAGACGGGUCAAUAAUAGAUCGUUACUAAGCGACUUAGAUCAACGGAUAGACACCAGACGAUGACAUACGACAAAGUGAAAGCCAGUGUGUAGAACUAUCGGAGUAUGAAUCCUGAGCACUGAGCGGAGCACUCCGUGCCGCGUGGCUCCGCCUUUGAAAAAAAAAAGUAUUUAAAAUCAGAAACUAAAACAGUAAUCUCAACCAAAUCAUGUACAAACCGAGGGGAAAGGUCUCUCACCGCCUACAAAAUUAUGAACGAUUCUUAUUUUUUUUCUUUGCAAAGAAUAAAUAAGAUUUGAAUUAGCAAGCAAACAUAUAUCAAAAGUUGAAACUUCCAUUCAUAGAGGAGAUCGACAGAUAAUUGAGAUGAGAAAACACAGUCAAUAAUAUGUAAAAAUCUUGUAUAAUUAAUUGAAAUAUAAUUAGCUAGUUCUUUAGGCUGGUUCUUACACGGCUCUCCCAUUUGCACGGACGGUCGAUAUAGUGUGGUCGGUAACACAAACAGUUACACGGAAACUGACGGUUUUCUCUCGCAUCUGGUCACUAUAUACAGGUCCCAUUCGCAUGGGCCCAAAGGACCCUAGAAAAUAUUCUUUUUUGGCAUUUAACAAAACGUGAUUAUCGAUAUUAAAAACGUCGACCCGAUAAAAAUGCCCCAACUUAUAUGCAAACGGUUGAACCCAAACGUUGAUCGAAAAAAAUGGCAAAAAUUAAACGACAGCAGCAAAAAGUAACAUUUUUCUUGUAUAAAGUAUUACCAAAAAUAUACAGAAUUGCAGUGGUUAUGUAGAUUUUUAAAAUAGAUAAAUAUUCAAUGCCAGUGCCUUAAGCGAGGAGCAAGAAAGCUCCCAAAAAGCUAACUUUUGUUUCAGACCCUUCAACUCUUACUUUUGGCACCGCAGUGGCGGUAAACUCUAGAUUAAGACAAGUGGUUAGGGAUCUGAAACAAGAGUACAUGGAAUGGCCCUUACGUUGAAUAAGAGAGUUUGUAAAUAUAGUGUUUAUUACAGAAAACAAAAUAAAAUAUUUUGAAAAAUAAAA
Messenger RNA from Nematostella vectensis (starlet sea anemone), 4707 nucleotides. Its product is annotated as fibroblast growth factor receptor 2. The transcript has 15 exons. Gene Ontology annotation, biological process: multicellular organism development; positive regulation of kinase activity; positive regulation of cell population proliferation. Gene Ontology annotation, molecular function: ATP binding; fibroblast growth factor receptor activity. The record is from RefSeq and is a predicted model, not a curated record. NCBI's taxonomy places the organism in Eukaryota, Metazoa, Cnidaria, Anthozoa, Actiniaria, Edwardsiidae. Gene Ontology annotation, cellular component: membrane; signaling receptor complex. Bases 576 to 3197 code for a protein of 873 amino acids.